CGCAUCUCAUCCGCCCAUCCCCUCCUGCCAGCUGCCACUUGCAGUAGUGGUGAUGCUGCUCCCUGGUGUGUAGAGGAGGAGAGAGAGCGUGUCCGCUGCCCAAUGACAGCGCAGGAUGCUGAGAGAGGCUGCUGAGGGUGAAUGGAGGCGACAAGAUGCCGUCUAGAGCGGCGAAGGAGAGGAAUUAACAUCGAUGAAGAUCUGACUUUGAUGUGCUCCACCUAUCAAGGCAUGAAAUAAGUCACCCAUGUGUGGUUCAGAGAGUCAGAGCAGUCUCAUUUUAGCGUGCUCCUGUUAAGGACCCUCUGGUGGCUACACCGCCGAUUCACAGGACAUGUACGGCAGUGCCAGAGCUGUAGGCCAUAUAGAGAGCAGCCCCGCACGGUCCCCGCGCCUGCCAAGGUCCCCCAGACUGGGCCAUCGGAGGGCCAACAGCGGGGGCGGGGGUGGUGCGGGGGGCAAGACGCUCUCCAUGGAGAACAUCCAGUCCCUCAACGCUGCCUAUGCUACUUCGGGGCCCAUGUACCUGAGUGACCAUGAGGGCGUGGGCUCCACUGCCACCUACCCAAAAGGCACUAUGACUCUGGGCCGUGCCACCAGCCGGGCCAUGUACGGGGGCCGCGUCACAGCCAUGGGCAGCAGUCCCAACAUUGCUUCAGUGGGGCUGCCUCAUCACGCUGACCUUCUGUCUUAUAGUGACCUGGGUUCCCUCUCCAUGCUGCACCACCACCACCACCACCAGGGGGUGCCGUCUGCCCUGCUGAGGCAGGCAGUGCGGGGCAGUGGGGGGGAGCUGCUGGAGAUGCAGGCCCAGCUCAGGGAUAUGCAGAGGGAGAAUGAGCUGCUGCGCAGAGAGCUUGACCUGAAGGACAGUAAGUUGGGAUCUUCCACCAACAGCAUCAAGAGCUUCUGGAGUCCUGAGCUGAAGAAGGAGAGAAUAAUGAGGAAAGAGGAGGCAGCUCGCACAUCAAUCCUUAAAGAGCAGAUGAGAGUCACUCAUGAGGAGAACCAGCAUCUCCAGAUGACCAUCCAAGCUCUGCAGGACGAGCUGCGCACACAACGAGAUCUGAACCACCUGCUGCAGCAGGAGAGCGGCAACCGCUCCGCCUCUGAGCACUUCACCACCAUCGAGCUGACAGAGGAGAACUUCCGUCGGCUGCAGGCCGAACAUGACAGACAAGCCAAGGAGCUCUUCUUGCUGAGAAAGACUCUGGAGGAGAUGGAGUUGAGAAUCGAGACCCAGAAACAGACACUGGGUGCCAGAGAUGAGUCCAUUAAGAAGCUGCUGGAGAUGCUGCAGAGCAAAGGGCUGCCCCCGGGGCCGGGCAGGGCAUCUGAGGAGGAGGAGCAGGAGAGAGCCAGGCGCAUUGCUGAGGCAGAGGCCCAGCUCGGACACCUGGAGGUCAUUCUGGAUCAAAAGGAGAAGGAAAACAUCCAUCUGCGAGAGGAACUGCACAGAAGAAAUCAGCUGCAUCAGGAUCCAAGCAAAACCAAAGCCCUGCAGACCAUCAUAGAGAUGAAAGACACCAAAAUUGCCUCUCUGGAGCGCAACAUUCGAGAUCUGGAGGAUGAGAUCCAAAUGCUGAAGGCAAACGGCUUACUGAACACAGAGGACAGAGAGGAGGAGAUCAAACAAAUGGAGGUCUACAAGAACCACUCUAAGUUUAUGAAGACCAAGAUUGACCAGCUGAAGCAGGAGUUGUCAAAAAAGGAGUCGGAGCUGCUGGCUCUGCAGACAAAACUAGAGACCCUCAACAACCAGAACUCAGACUGCAAACAGCAUAUUGAGGUGCUCAAAGAGUCUCUCACUGCCAAGGAGCAACGUGCUGCCAUCCUGCAAACAGAGGUGGAUGCUCUGCGUCUGCGUCUGGAGGAGAAAGAGUCCUUCCUGAACAAGAAAACCAAGCAGCUGCAGGACCUGACGGAGGAGAAGGGCACUCUCGCCGGAGAAAUCAGGGACAUGAAAGACAUGCUAGAGGUCAAAGAAAGGAAGAUCAAUGUCCUGCAGAAGAAGAUUGAGAACCUGCAGGAGCAGCUGCGGGACAAAGACAAGCAGCUGGGGAACCUGAAGGACAGGGUCAAGUCUCUGCAGACCGACUCCAGUAACACAGACACUGCCCUGGCCACCCUGGAGGAGGCGCUGUCAGAGAAGGAGAGGAUUAUAGAGCGUUUAAAGGACCAAAGGGAGAGGGAAGACAGAGAACGUCUGGAAGAAGUGGAGUCCUAUAAGAAGGAGAACAAAGAUCUGAAGGAGAAAGUCAACAGCCUGCAGAUAGAAUUAACAGAGAAAGAGUCCAGUCUCAUCGAUUUGAAGGAACAUGCCUCAUCACUGGCAUCUUCUGGCCUCAAGAAGGAUUCAAAGCUCAAGUCACUGGAGAUUGCCAUCGAGCAGAAAAAAGAGGAGUGUAGUAAGUUGGAGACGCAGUUGCAGAAGAAGGCCCAUGAAGUUGAGCAGCAGUCCGGCUCCAGAGGGAACCCGGAGUACGUGGACCGAGUAAAGCUGCUGGAGAAGGAGGUGAGCUACUACAAGGACGAAGCCAACAAGGCUCAGACAGAGGUGGAGAGACUCCUGGACAUCCUGCGAGAGGUGGAGACUGAAAAGAAUGACAAGGACAAGAAGAUCGCUGAGUUGGAAAGACAAGGAGGCAAAGACCAGACUAAGAAGGGUCCGAACAUCAAACUGGGACCACAAGGGGAAAAGAAAGGCUUAGGACAAGACUCUCGUAAGGACGGUUCCAUGGACAGUGGCCACCACUUAAAGCUGGAAGAGCUGAUGAACACGCUGGAACGGACAAGACAGGAGCUGGAUUCAACCAAGCAGCGUCUCUCCUCGACACAGCAGUCACUGCAGGAGAGGGACACACACCUCACAAACAUGAGACAAGAGCGCAGGAAGCAGCUGGAGGAGAUCCUGGAGAUGAAGCAACAAGCUCUGCUGGCAGCCAUCAGUGAGAAAGAUGCUAAUAUUGCACUGCUGGAACUGUCUGCCUCCAAUAAAAAGAAGACCCAGGAGGAGGUGCUGGCCCUCAAGAGGGAUCGGGACAAACUGAUGCACCAGCUCAAACAACAUACACAAAGCAGAAUGAAGCUGAUAGCCGACAACUAUGAAGACGAGCAAUAUCAUCCACACGGUCCUCACCACCCCCAGCCUCAGCCCCCGCACGCUCAGCCUCAGUCCCAGCCCCAGUACCCUCACGCUCCUCACACCCAGCAGACUCCAUAUCCACACGCCCUGCAUCCGCAGCAUCCACAGCACCCACAGCACCCGCAGCACCCACAGGUGCCCCCACAGCACCCACACCCACAGCAGCCACAACCCCAGUACCCUCACCCUCCUCACCCACAGCACCCGCAUCCCCAACACCAACAGCACCCACGCCCCCAACAGCCCCAACACCCUCACCAACAGCACCCACAGCAUCCUCCACAGCACCCACACGGACAUCCCCCUCCGCAGCACCCUCACCCUCAGCACCCGCACGGCCCUCCCCAACAAGGACCCCACCCUCAACAUCCACAUCCCCAGCAUCCUCAACACCCUCAGCAUCCACAGCACCCGCAGCACCCGCACCACACCCAGCAUCCACGUCACCCGUCACCCCAUCAUCGUGGAGGACCAGCCCGAGGACCCCCACAUGGUGGUCACCGCCCCGCCCCGGACCAGGAUGACGACGAGGGCAUUUGGGCAUAAUCCUUGCUGUGACAACCAAAGCUCUAAUGUUGUUUUGAGGGAUGAUUAAGUCACUACUGGAGGAGCACAGCCAUGCCAUGAUGUUGAAACACUACCCGACCAAACAUUUCUUACCUCCACUCAAUCGACACUCAGCAAUGGGACAUUUGUUUAUUUUCCGGGGAAGAGGAGGGAGCACUCAGGUGUGCAGGUCAUGCAGGGAGACUGAUAUCUGAGCAGGUGACCUGGGACCUCUUCUUUGUGUGAACAGGAGCAGAUGUCAUCAACUUCCUCCAUAAAGGAUCACAGAUACGCGACUGAACUGGAAGGAAAGAGACAGAUGUUGUUGCCCAUGGAGAGACAGAUGUGCUCGUUGUCAGAUUCUUUGCUUGGACAGGUCAUGUGAUCAACAUGGCAGCCCUUCACCAGAGGUCACCUCACCUGUCUGUCACCUGUCGGGACGCUGCACCUCUUCAGGCCAACAACGCCCUCUUGAUUCUCCCAGCAGAGAUCUCAUGACUGUCUGCCAGCCCAGUAUUUGUUCUCCAUGCUUCUUCCUUUGAUUGAUUCAAGAUCAUGGUUGUCUUGCUGUCUGCUUCACCUGCCUGACUGUCUCCUCUGGCUCUGGUUGGCUCCCCUACCGGACUCUGUCAUGGUUUCCUGAUCCUCACUGCCCUGCUGACCCACCUGGUGACAUCUGACCCCUCUACCUGGCUGUCAUUAUCCUCAAUGUGACUCAGUGCGAGUCUCUUCUGUUGUUUUAAUCAUCUGAUUGUGUCAAUGAGCUAUUUUACCCUUUGUGGCACACAGUGACCUCUUUUUUUACCUUUAUACAUACCCCACCCACCACUCAUUUUUAGAGAAGCUUGUGUUCAGCAUUUCUAAAAGUGAUGUAGUGGCCCUUCACUUGCAUGUUCCACACACCAGAUUUCAGUAAAUCUAUUUAUUUAUUUUUUUGCAAAAGGAAGAGCUUAGAGUUUACCGAUAGUACGCCUUUAGCCUUGCCUGCAGCAUCGGGGGUUUCCUUCGCUGCAUGAGCAGGGCCCUCCAGUUCUUGGGCGUGUUUUAGCCUUAAGGCUGUGGCUGCCAUCGAUGUUUCUCUUCAUGUUACCUCAUUUUAAGUAAUCAAAAAAAUAAUCAAUCUAUGCAGGUGUCAACGUAGAGUGAAUGAAUUUUUAUUUCCCCAUCCUUACUGAAAUUUAUCAAAGUGUAAUUAACCAUCCAAUCAAAGCGGCCAAGAGAGUGGUCAGAAAAUAUUCAUCAGUCAGAUUAUUUUGAGGUUCUGAGACUAUGCACCUAUGCACCUCUGUGUUGCAGGAAUUUUUACUAAUGGUGCUUCUGCUGGUGCUCAAACUACAUGGUGUCAGAAGACCUGGUCAAGAGCAUCUUUUAGUCCUUUUACAAUAGAGGGACUUGAUCCCACUAUGGGCUUCAUAAACAGCUGUAAAAGGCUGCUUUGUACAUACGAUUUGACCUUGGGGGCUUUGUUAGCCACAAUCACUUUACGACCCACACAGAGGUGAUUUACCUGAAUGAAUACUGCUACUAUAAAUACCAUAAUAGACUAUGAAGUGGACGCAAUGUUCAGUAGAUGUUUUCCCUGCAGGUCUAUUUGUACCACUGACACCCCAGUCUCCGACCUACAGUAUGCUCCUGCUCCCCUCUCCCUUGUAAUUCUCCUCUUCCAGCAGUAGCCUGUGUGACCUCCCCAAACAUAGUGACUUGUUUUCUCCUUCUCAACAAGAUGGCCUGUGCCUCGUAAAAACUGUACACAUAUAUGAUAGAUAUGCAUAUAUUAUACAUAUAGAGAGAAAUCUAUAGAGUGUGUCUAUACGUGGUCAGAAAAUCGUUUCAAACUGACAAGAUAAUAUAUGUUUUUUCUUCAUGGUUAUUUUUCUAACUGGCUGGAGGUCAGAGAGAUGUCUUAUUUAGAGUGUUGAGUGGUGUGAUUUUCCUCUGAUUUGUACAUUGCGAGAAAACCCCUCAGCAGCAAGUAACAUUCCCUGUCUGAAAACACAGGACAGCCCAGAAAAAAGAGCUUUAGUUUAUGGGAAAUAGAGACGUGUAUCCAAAUCUAUCUAGAAGUCUAGAAAAGAUGACAUUAUUACAUUCCUUACUUAAUGUGAAAACAUUCAGUUGAAGACCACUUGGCUUGUGGUGACAACUUGGAACAAAAAAACAAAGACUUGUCUUGAAUUUUGCAGCUCACAUAAGUAGCAACGAGAUUAUGUCUGCUGCACUCAGCAGUCAGUAACUUGCACUUGUGAGUGAGGACUAUCACUAUUAACAUCCAAGUGGAGGUUUGAGUGACUCUGUCGGGAUGCAUUUCUUUCACGUGUUUGUUGUCGUCGUUGUCUUGUGAACAGAAGUGGUGACAUAUGUGACCGUGACAGCUGAUUAAGUAGAAAAACCAACACACAUCGUUACAGUAUAGUGGAAAGUUGAAUUAGACUGUUACUAUCCCCACUUCCUCUCCCUCCCCUCAUGGUGCCUGUGUGUCUCCCUUGUAUGGCCAAGUGUUGAUUGUUGUAUAUAAAUGUCUUUUCAUCCCCCCAUCCUCCACAAACCGAGGUGAUUCACGCAUCGUCUUUUAUGUGUCUGCUUCACACAUGAACCUUCGCAGCUCCUGCCGCUGACCAAGAAUCAACAGAUUGAGUGAAACGUUGGUGUUUGUGUUUACAAAUGUUACAAGAAAGGUCCUGAUUUGGAUUUUAUUUAUUUAUUUAUUUUUUUUAAGGGAAGACAAUGCAAACAGACAGAGGAGCUAAAAAUCCUCUCACUUCACCAUCAGGGGGGCGGAGUACGAAUCCUCCAUUUUCAGGUCCUUAUCUACUGAAUACUUGAAGUAGGGGGGUUCUCCUACCAUGAAAUACCAUAUAUAAUUAACAUGGUAGAAAACAUGAAACAUUUCAAUUGUGCCCAUGCAUGCUGAUUUUUACAUAAUGUGCCAACUGAAAGUGAUGAUGUAAGGAUGAUCUCCUGUUCUCUAUGCAGAGCGAUUUCUCAACCGUUGUGUCAAAAAGGUUUAGAAGACACAGAGGCUUAGAGGCUGAGGCUGGUUUCCUGGGCUUAGACUUAAGACUAAUCCUGGUUGUGAAUGGCUGACAUCGCACACACCGUGAGGUGGAGUCAAAAAGUCAAGUCUGCAUCUGUGCCUAGAAGCAGCCGUAUAGAAAGACUUGAGUUGAAAGGCCUGUAGAUUCACCAGUAAUUUUCAAAGGCCUUCAAAAAAAAGUAUGAAAAGCCUAACAUACAUUUUCACUUUAUUGUUGUAUACAGGUUGUUUUUCUUUUAUUGUAUUUUGCUGAAAACUUUGGAUUAAACAAAUCACUGUGACCAAUGCCAGAAACAUUUUUGUUUGACAGAACAAAUAUUGUGUUUACUUUUUUAUUAUUCAUUUUUUUAUUUAAGUUAGCUUUAUUUUUUCUAUUGUUUCAGCUUAUUGAAUAUGCCAGUUUGAGACUGUACUAUUUGUAUAAGUAAAUGUUUUGAGCUGUACAGUAAAAACCUAGGAACAAGUUCAAUGUGAGUGUCCAGCAUGCUGAAUGAUUACUUGUGUGAACGUGAGCUAAUCUCCCAUGAAGCAUCAUUCCUCACUCAUUAAUUGCAUCUGCAUCAUGCAUUGUGACGGUGUGAUGUUGUGUUUGAGAGUGACGUGUGUCUCACUUACUGUGUCCCAUUAGUAGACAGCCUGUGCAGUUUUGUGAGAGUGCAGCAUGUUUUUGGGGUUGCUUGUGUAAACGUAAUUCACAAAAGAGAGACGUGCGUGUGUGCCUGUGUGUGCGUGUAUGCAUAGCUGCUUUUAUGGGUAUGGGUGUGUUUGCGUGUCUGUAUGUGUGUGUUAUGAUUGCACAAGAGAAAAAUCUAUUUAAAAAAAACACUUUAUCAGAGGAAGACCCAAGAGAAAAAAAAAGCGAGAUUGAGGCAAAGUUUUGAAUGAAGCAUGGAUACUCUGUACUGUUUUUUGUUUUUUAAACCUAGGAGGCUGUCCUCAGUGCCCCAGUUUGCUAUUGUAUGUGCUGUAUCAGAAUAUUACUAUUGAGUGUUGGCCAGCUUGUUUAUAUCCAUCAA
Messenger RNA from Morone saxatilis (striped sea-bass), 7741 nucleotides. RefSeq names its product ELKS/RAB6-interacting/CAST family member 2 (gene erc2). The transcript has 19 exons. The record is from RefSeq and is a predicted model, not a curated record. Gene Ontology annotation, cellular component: cytoskeleton of presynaptic active zone. Bases 335 to 3691 code for a protein of 1118 amino acids. NCBI's taxonomy places the organism in Eukaryota, Metazoa, Chordata, Actinopteri, Moronidae. Gene Ontology annotation, biological process: regulation of synaptic plasticity; maintenance of presynaptic active zone structure; neuromuscular synaptic transmission. Gene Ontology annotation, molecular function: structural constituent of presynaptic active zone.